ACAACCAUUGAUUAAUUAUUGCACAUAAUUAAACAAGAAAUAGAAAAUAAUCAACGGUUCAGAUUUGGGAUGCAAGGAAGAUCGUGCUGCAGCGGCAAGAGAGGAUCGAAAAAGUUGGAGUGAGGUUUUUCAUUUUUGUGUUCACUCGAGAAGCAGAAGCAGAAGCAGAAGUAGAAGCCCGUGUUGAGUUCCAUUUUCCACUGCACAAACAAAGCACAACGCACAACGCACAACGCACACACGCGCCAUAGUCAUGGUUCUGCCAGAGUCGCUGUUCUUUAGCGCUCCGUCACUGUCACUAUCACUGUAACUGACAUAUAAAAAGCACUUUUCCUCUCUUCUCAAAUCUUCCAUUUCAUGGCUAUUCUACCUCCUGCUUCUUCAUUUCCCUCGUCUUCUGAGGGGAUAUGUUGCUCUACUUAUGGAAUAACAAGCAAUUCAAUCAAACUUCCUAUUGAUGGCCGAAGGUGGCAUGAUCUUGCCAGCACAAGGUGCAAAAGUCCAUUUUUUGGAUCACCACACCUCCUUUGGCUAUCCACAGGGCAUGAUCUGUGCCUUUCAAAGGUUAAUGUUGCUGCAGACUAUUCAGAUUCUAUACCCGAUUCUUCGGAUCAAAUGGAUGAACAAGGUUAUCAUCCUCUUGAAGAACUGAAAGGUUCCAACGAUAUUCAGCCAGCUAGACUCUCUCCUGCCGAAAUAGCAAAAACAACUGUAGAGGCUAAUAAAAGCGCUUUGCUAGUAUUUCCUGGAAUGGUACACUGUGAACCACAUGACCAGAUUUCAUGGGCUGAGUUUCAAUAUCAUAUUGAUGAUGUUGGAGAUAUAUAUUUUGAAAUCUCUGAUGAUGCAAACCUUUUGGCGGAUUGUGGAGCUAACAAUCCUGUGGUAGUAAAAAUUUUAAGAACCCCCAAAUGCUUUGCUUCUGGGAAUCAUGUGAUGGGUCUUUCUGUCAAACCUCUGUGCACAAUAUUUCUGAAUGCUUUGAUUGGAAUGGACAUCCCAAUAUAUGAUAAUAAUAGAAGGACUGCUAGUGAAUAUGACAUUUUCAAUAAUGGCAGCGAUGAUGAAUUCAAAUUUGAUGAUGAUGAUAUUGAGGUUUCAGAAAUGGAGGAGUUUAAUAUUCCAGUGAAUUGGGGACAGUCUGAUACUACAAAGUCUGUUCAUCCAAUUUAUUUCUCGAAGUGCUUAGCAAAGGCCAUCAACAACAUGGAAUAUGUUAAAAGAAUGAACCAUCCUUCAAAUGGUGUUUCUAUAAUAGGGUUCCUUAGACCCGUUUAUGGUGAAGAAAAGUCAUAUCUAAGAUGGAUGUAUCACACUGAAGAUGGCGAUGUAUACAUCUCAGACUGGAGAGAUUUUUACUCAAAUAGUGAUGAUGAUGAUGAAAGAGACACUAAUUUGACACUAUAUCGAUUGGAGAUCCUGUCAAUCGAGCUCCACUCCAUGUAUGGAUAUCAGUCUGAAAUUAGUGUGCUAGACUUUCAAGAUGCUGAACCUGAUAUUCUUGCACAUUCUUCUUCGGAAAUUCUGGAACGCUUCAAUCAAUUCUGCGAUGAUGAAAUUAAAGCACUUUGCAAGAAGAAAGGUCUUUAUGGCGAGGGAGCUUACCUGGUUGGGGUUGACAGCCUUGGUGUGGAUGUUAGAGUUCUUUCAGGUGCAGAAGUAAAAACUCAUCGGUUUCCAUUCAAAGUCCAGGCCGCCAAUGCAAAUGCAGCUGAAAAACAGAUUUGGCAACUCUUGUUUCCUCGCUCUCGGCGAAAGAAGAAUAUGAAGAAGUGGUGGAGUGCCAGCAUGAUUUGAGUAUCCCUUGGUGAUUGGUCCUUCUUUUUUGACUUUGUCCUUUUCAAACUGCUGGUAGAGUCUGAUCUGGAGUAAUUGAUUUCUUCUUGUAUAAAUAGUUCUAUAAUCUGUACAUUUUUUCCGGGCAAAUCCUACACAGCAUUUUUUUGGUAAAUCAUCAGAGUUAAGGAAAAGAGGAGGUAGGGGUGUUGUCACUCCAGAAAGGAGUAUUGCUGGCUGCAAAAAUUAAGCCUAACCCUUCACCAGGUUUACUUGGUUGAUCCUUACCAGCUAAAUCAUUCCCCUGUUGGCCCUAUAAUUUUACUUAAAUUUGAAAGGGGUCAAUGGCGGUUAUCUUCUUUUUCCUCCUCUGACUUUCUUAUAGAUCAGAAGUAUUAAAAUGUUAGCUUUGUCUUUGCUGAAUAACAAGUGAUGCUGAGUGAUGGCAUUUAUGGAUAAAACUGUUUCCUCAAGAUAUUUCUCAACAUGAUUUUUUUAAUAUGCAA
Molecule: messenger RNA, 2282 nt
Organism: Glycine soja
Lineage: Eukaryota; Viridiplantae; Streptophyta; Magnoliopsida; Fabales; Fabaceae
Exons: 13
Coding region: 358-1797 (479 amino acids)
Source: RefSeq, a predicted model, not a curated record